Messenger RNA from Cooperia oncophora, 390 nucleotides. NCBI's taxonomy places the organism in Eukaryota, Metazoa, Nematoda, Chromadorea, Rhabditida, Trichostrongylidae. The record is from the annotation of a GenBank genome assembly.
AUGCCCGCACCGUGGUUCCACGGAAUAAUUUCCCGGACCAGGCAGAGAGAUCUUGACUGCAGGACCACGCGACGUGCAUCCGUUCCUCACGUGUCGAGUGUCAGAGGAGGAUAUGGGGGAUACACGGUGUCUUACGUAGUUGGAGAUGGCACAUUCAAGCACUUCCUCGUUGAGCGUAUUCCUGAAGGUUAUCAAUUCCUCGGAACAAAUCAAGUUGUUCACGAUCAACUGUUCGAUCUUGUUUCUUAUCACGAGACUGCACCAAUAACAGCAAGGGGUGGAGAAAUAUUGAAAUGGUCGGUGGGCCAAAUGUUUCGUCCACCAGAUUAUCAUGACAUCGUGCCAGAAUUAGCAAUUCCGGACCCGAGUCGAAUACUGGGUCGUUUUUGA